This is a messenger RNA of Mesorhabditis spiculigera, 555 nucleotides long. Lineage: Eukaryota; Metazoa; Nematoda; Chromadorea; Rhabditida; Rhabditidae. The record is from the annotation of a GenBank genome assembly.
AUGCUGGCCAUGCUGAAUCGGGUGUUGGACUGGUUCCGGAGCCUGUUCUGGAAGGAGGAGAUGGAGUUGACGCUCGUUGGCCUCCAGAAUUCCGGCAAGACGACCUUUGUUAACGUUAUCGCGAGUGGUCAAUUCACGGAGGACAUGAUCCCGACGGUUGGCUUCAAUAUGCGAAAGAUUACGAAGGGGAAUGUGACGAUUAAGUUGUGGGAUAUCGGAGGUCAGCCGCGAUUCCGGUCGAUGUGGGAGCGGUACUGCCGAGGCGUGAACGCUAUCGUAUUUAUGGUCGAUGCGGCCGAUGAGGAUAAGCUUGAGGCGUCGCGCAACGAGCUGAUGCAACUUCUCGACAAGCCCCAGCUCGACGGGAUCCCGGUGCUCGUGCUCGGCAACAAGAAGGACCUUCCCGGGGCCCUCGACGAGCCUCAACUCAUCGAAAGAAUGAACCUCGCCGCCAUCCAGAACCGCGAGAUCUGCUGCUACUCGAUUUCGUGCAAGGAAAAGGAAAAUAUUGAUAUUACGCUUCAAUGGCUCAUCCAGCACUCGAAGACUCCCCGA